CUUGCUGUCUGAUUGGUUGAAGUACUGGAACUCGUCGGGUACUGCAUGGCACUGUACUGAGGUCUGGCCCGUUUAAAGGGACCGCAGCAGACAACUGACCAAAAUAAUAUUAUUAAGAAGACACCAUGGCCCAGAGCUUCACCCAGGAAUACCUUCAGAUCCCCGCGGUCACCAGGGCGUACACAACGGCCUGCGUGCUGACCACAGCCGCCGUGCAACUAGAAUUCAUCACUCCGUUUCAGCUGUACUUCAACCCUGAUCUGAUUUUUAAAAGAUACCAGCUAUGGCGGUUGAUCACCAACUUUCUUUUUUUUGGUCCCCUGGGAUUCAGCUUCCUGUUCAACAUGAUAUUUCUAUACCGAUAUUGCCGAAUGUUGGAGGAAGGCUCGUUCAGGGGCAGAACAGCAGACUUCGUCUUCAUGUUCCUGUUUGGGGGAGUCCUCAUGACGCUGUUCGGCCUCUUUGCGAGCCUGUUCUUCCUGGGCCAGGCCUUCACCAUCAUGCUGGUGUACGUGUGGAGCCGCAGGAACCCCUACGUGCGCAUGAACUUCUUCGGGCUGCUCAACUUUCAGGCCCCCUUCCUGCCCUGGGUGCUCAUGGGCUUCUCCCUGCUGCUGGGCAACUCCAUCGUCAUUGACCUCCUGGGAAUUGGAGUUGGCCACAUUUACUUCUUUUUAGAAGAUGUAUUCCCAAACCAGCCUGGAGGGAAGAAACUGCUGGUCACCCCAGGCAUCCUGAAAGCUAUUUUCGAUGCCCCGGAGGAGGAUCCCAACUACAACCCCCUCCCAGAAGAGCAGCUGGGAGACCCCACACAGGGUGCAGGGGAAGAGGGGGAGCAGAGAGGGGACAAUGCUGGGGGGCAGGAGCGCCCUCAAGACCAACUGGACCAGAACGAACAGCAGCAGCGAUAGCAGGGCCAGCCUCCUAGACGGACCUGCAAACUGACCGCAUACUGAGCAAGGGGACAUUUACAAACUGCUUGGAGACAAAUGCAUUAAUAGCCUACUGCACAGCUGAGUAGAGGACUGUAAGCAGGGGGUGAUAGUCCCUCUGCUGUAAUGUACCUCUCCUGGUAUCACUAGGGGAGACUGGAGAGAGGCAAUAGAGCUUCACACUGGAAGUGUCACGCUUUGGUUCGACCAGCAUUUGAAAAUGGGAGGCCAAUGUAGAGCACUGUGAUUGACUCUGUACUCCAUGUACAUGGAACAGCAAACCUGUUUAUUUCAUUUUCUUUAAGUGCUAGCUUACCGGUGCCAAUUGUGUGAGGUUUUAGUCGUUUUCUUGUUUCCAUGUGAGAAACUAUUUCUACCAUUAAACCGUGUUCCUGUUUUAAACCAGUUGCAUGGGACACUUGUGGAAAAAGUAUGGGCUUAAAUUUCCUACAUUUUCUUUUUCAUGGAAUGGAUAGCAGUGCACUUACAGCUACAGCUAACCAAGGCCAGUCAUUGGCUGGCUUGAGAAAGCCAGUGGCAGUGCCAACUUUGCCAUCUGUGAGAGGUUUCUGCAAAUUGAAGUGAGGAGAAGGGUUUAAGUUUGAAGUAUUUUAAAAUAAAUACAUAAAUAAUAAUAAUGAAAAUUAUGGAAGAGAAUGUGACCCCAGAGAAAUGUGUCAUUCUCUGUUUGGUUAGACUACCAUCGAUACAUUUAAUCCUAAGCAUGCAAGACACAUUCAAUGCAAAUGACCUGUAUACAGUAUUGAUCAAAACUGCAUUAUGGUAGAGCACCUUCCCCAAAGGGCCAAUUCUCUACUUUAAUUAAUCCAGCCUCCUGAAAGGGGGGUGGUUUGUAAAAUAAUCUGCAAGAGUUACUAACUGCCUUUUACAGAAUCCCCUUUGGCUAACACACAUUUUAAACUAUUUAUAGUUUGUUUAAAUUUUCAAUUUCAAUUAUUGUUGGCACCUUCAGUAAUGGACAGUUUUUCAGCCAAAUGAGAAUAUUAACACUUAUAAACUAUACCUACAGGGGUAUGAAUGGCAUUUUUGAAUGUCUGCCAUUAGGUUUAACACAGAAGGUUUGAAAGGUCUCAAUAGGUGCAACAGCUUUGUGUGUAACUGUUUACAGGCUAUGACAUUCCUUUUCAAUACAUCUGUGUUACAUAGCUCAGCCCUUGCGUCUACUUUCAUAGCUCAGCCCUUGCAUCUAUGUAUUUAUUAAACUGUGUGUUAUUUGUUGAUCCAGCACUCUGCCUCACGGUACUUUGAUCGGUAUUUCAAUAAACCCAGAAAAAUUGUUUUGACUUCCCAUAAUUUAGUUGUUAUUUUGCUUGGUCCCAUCUUCCACAAAUGGAAGUUCUCAAAGCUCUAAUCACUGCAUUGCCCGGACUGUGGAUUUAUUCACAAAUGUGCAGACUGCCAGAAAUUCACCUUUGCAGACUAGUUGUGUCAGCAGCUUUAACUCACUGACUGUGUGUGCAAAAAAACAACAAAAAAAAACCUGAAUGCCAAAUAGAAACAGCUUACAUCGAAUUGAUUGGGAAAACAUUACAAUACCAGUGGUACUCGAAUCCAUUCCAGUCCUGGUCUUUAUUCCAACUGGGUCCUAAAUUAGUUGCCUCUCAACAGCUUCAGUUAACUAAAUUUGAACCUGCUUGGAGUAAAAAACCUGGACUGUAUUAGAUCUCGAGGACCGGAGUUGAGUACCGGUGCAAUACUGUACUGAAAAAGUAACAUCAGCCACAGCAUUAGACAGAGAUGUCCGUACACGUUUAAUGGUAAUUUUUUUCUGUAACUCUGUAUUAAGCUGUUCCAUUUUAUCACAUAAUCUUUUUUGUGCCUAGACUUAGAUCCUGUAAGGACCACUGGUGGUUUGUUUUGUUUUGGUAAAGUUGAUUUUAAACAGAGCCGCCUAAAACAAUGCAUUAAGAUGAUGUCACCAAUGGGCUGUUUCCCAAUAACACAGUAGAUUUCCAGUGAGGUGCAGUUGCUUCCAGUUUAUCAUGUGUUUCCCCAAACCCGUCGAUAUUCUGCAGAUCAUAGUUUGGUUUAUAGGCAUCACUUAAUGGUCUCCACUAUGUUAAAGUGCAGAAUAUUUCAUGGUAACCCCCCCACAAAUACAAUCAUCCCAGACCACUCUUGGACUUAAGUAGAAGUUUAAGAAUGUUUUGGGGCAUGUAGAAGUUUCAGGAAACAGUUUUGGUUUGGAAAAGUUGUUCCAACAGGGCUCCUUUGAUGUUGAUAAAGGUAAAGUAGCUGCUGGGAAACAGCCCAUUGGUGUUUAAAGAUGACCACGUAGGUUUUACCUGUUUGUUGAAUUAAUCUGUGAUUCCUCAGUAUCAGCAUGCUACAAGACUGGGCCCAAUCAGGACAACAAAAGUGAUUAUGAACAUGACCUAAAAGCAGGUCAUAAUGUUUUUUUUGAUCUGCAAGCCUUUAAAAUAAAAUCUUUUAAAAACUA
Messenger RNA from Polyodon spathula (Mississippi paddlefish), 3393 nucleotides. RefSeq names its product derlin-2-like. Lineage: Eukaryota; Metazoa; Chordata; Actinopteri; Acipenseriformes; Polyodontidae. The record is from RefSeq and is a predicted model, not a curated record. Bases 126 to 911 code for a protein of 261 amino acids. The transcript has 7 exons. Gene Ontology annotation, molecular function: misfolded protein binding; ubiquitin-specific protease binding. Gene Ontology annotation, biological process: endoplasmic reticulum unfolded protein response. Gene Ontology annotation, cellular component: Hrd1p ubiquitin ligase ERAD-L complex; endoplasmic reticulum membrane.